GUCUCGGGGGCGCGCCUGUGUUGUUCUCCUCGCUCCUGGAAGCGCGCCCCGGUGCAGUAGAGCAGCUGGGAGACGGUGAGUGACAACGGGAGGAGGAUGAUGAGGAUGAUGAAGAUGAUGAUGGGACCCUGAACCUCCGGAGCAGACCAGUGUGAGCAGGUUUUGUCAGUACAAGUCUAUUAUCGGGAAAAUUGCUGAAGAUUGGACACUUGGAUCUCCGAGACAUCAACAAUGAAGCACUUCAUGAAAGUGCUGGCUCCGUUCAUAUUUGAUGCAAACAACUAUAGACCAAGGGAAACAGUUCAAUAACUUACAGAAUGGUGGUUCAGGUGUGGCUAUACUUCUACUGCAUUUGUCUCUGGCGUUGCUUCAAGUUUAUCUUGAGGAAGCUGACUGGCCGCUGCGAACUGCAGAGAAUCUGCUACAAGAACAAGCCAGGUGCUGGGAGGACAUUAAAGAUAGAAACAUCGCUGAAAUCCUCUAAAAGCAAGCUUUUGCAAAGUGCCAUUGCUGUGCACCCCGAUGCUAUUGAGAAGUCUGUAGAAGAUAUCCUGAAUCUGAAGAAGGUCAACGUGGACACCAAUCCCCAGUUGGCUGUGUCCCUUCAGGCUUGCCUUCUGCAGAUUGUGGGGUACAGAAAUUUAACCGUGGAGGUGGAGAAGCUGCGCCGGGAGGCAUACGAUUCAGAGAACUCAGAGCAUGAAGAUAUGCUGAUGAAGCUGUGGAAAAUGCUGAAACCUGGUGUUCCGCUGGAUGCGCGGGUCUCUAAGCAAUGGUGUGAAAUCGGUUUCCAAGGAGAUGACCCAAAAACUGAUUUUAGAGGAAUGGGUCUCUUGGGACUUUACAAUUUGGUAUACUUUGCAGAUAAAGAUCCCGCUACAGCUCUUCAAAUAUUGUCUGAUUCUCUUCAACCCAAGUGCAGGGAUAUCAGUAAAGAAGAAGUCAGUAAAGUCAGCAAAACAGAAUGGGAAAUGAAAAAGUUUGACAAGGCAAUCGGUUAUUCAUUUGCCAUAGUUGGGAUUAACAUUACUGACCUGGCCUACAACCUGCUGAUAAGUGGGGCCCUCAAGACUCAUAUGUACAAUGUGGCCCCUGAGGCCCCAUCAUUGCAUCAUUUCCAGCAAACAUUUUGCUUUCUGAUGCACGAGUUCCACAAGUUCUGGAUCGAAAUAGACCCUGUGGACAUCAUGGAAUUCAACCGGGUGCGCAACAAGUUCCACAAACAGAUCCUGAAGCAGCUCCAGAAGACGGACAUGGCGUUGUGUCCCCACUUUGCGGCCUCGGAAAGCUUAGUCAACGUCUAACCAUCUCCAUUUUUCCGAUUCCAGAUCACUGCCUCACUGUUGUGUUCAUGAUCAUGGCGGCCGUGUUGUACGACCACAGCGAUUGUAUGCAUGCUUUUUUGGUAAAGUACUCAUCUCCGUUUUUACUAUGAAUCCCUUCGGAGCUCCGUGUACGCCGUGGGAUUUUCUCAUACGCAUAUUGCGGAUUACGCAGUGUUAUAUUUUCAUCUGACAUGAGAGUUUUCUAUUUUUUUAGGUUUUGUUUUUCUCAUAGCUGAACAUUGAAGAGUUGUAUUUUGUCACGUUUAGGUGGGUGUCUGAAUAAGCUCUUGUACUGUACACCUUUUAUGAUCCCUAAUAUUUCUACUGACCAGAUGAUACAUAUACUUAGCUCAAAUGUCUUAAUAUAUUUAUAUUGUAUAUAAUGUGCUUCACUGCAGUCCACUGUCUACACAUAAGUUACUGGUGUGUUACAUGUAGGCUUCGGAGCGCUUAUCUUUUACAUUGUUGACUUUCAGUAUGAUGGGCCCCCUUGAGGACUGUCUGCUGUACUGUACUACCACCAGAAACCACAGGAACCCCUGAAAGUUUUUCUAACUGCCUUUAUAUCCUAUGACAGAGAGUAGCAGCAGCCCCCCCCCCCCAUCCCUGAAGCAGAAAUUAUGUGUACCACUCUUAGAAAGGGCAGUGCGGACUUCUCACAUUUCCCCAUUUCACAGUUAGGUUUAGCUUUCAUUCUAGUGGUAUUGGAAAUAAUGUUGGAUACCAAUUAUUAUUUUGUGGGGGGGGGGGGGGUAACAGAAGUGUGGUUCCAGUCACAGCGACAAUGCCAGUGAUCCCUACACAACCCAUAUGAAACAGUGGCAUGACUACAUAAACAGUCAUUGCUUUCUUGUAUGUAAGGGGUUUUUAAUACAUUAUGAAUUAGCAAAGAUAUAAAUGAUAAUAAAGGGCAUAGAAAGAGUACAAUAUUAAAGCAAACACAUCAGGUUUGUAAAAUAGCAAUGUUGUUUAAAUG
Rana temporaria (common frog) is the source of this 2301-nucleotide messenger RNA. It is a transcript of the gene ELMOD1, whose product is annotated as ELMO domain containing 1. The transcript has 13 exons. The coding region runs from base 318 to 1304 and encodes 328 amino acids. The record is from RefSeq and is a predicted model, not a curated record. Gene Ontology annotation, molecular function: GTPase activator activity. NCBI's taxonomy places the organism in Eukaryota, Metazoa, Chordata, Amphibia, Anura, Ranidae.